Molecule: messenger RNA, 873 nt
Organism: Triticum turgidum subsp. durum (durum wheat)
Lineage: Eukaryota; Viridiplantae; Streptophyta; Magnoliopsida; Poales; Poaceae
Source: the annotation of a GenBank genome assembly
AUGCUAGCGAAGGCUGUUCCUCGGCCGUGCUCCGGCACUGGCCGCCAUGGCGCGCCAGCGGCGAGGCUGUGGUCCGCCGGCGUCGCCGGAGGUCCGAGGAGGGGAGGAGCCGGUGGCAGGCUCGUGGCGGCGGACGCAGGGGAGAGGAUGACGGGGUCAGAAGCCGUGCCGGUGGUGGCUGUGGCUGCCGGGAAGCAGCCCGUCAAUGGAUCAGCCAUGGCAGGUAUCGACAAGCUUGUGACCUCAACUAUUGGGAAAUCGACAAACAUUCUUUGGCAUGACUGUCCAAUAGGCCAGUUUGAGCAGCAGAAACUGCUAAAUCAGAAGGGUUGUGUUGUGUGGAUAACAGGGUUAAGUGGUUCAGGGAAAAGCACACUAGCAUGCGCGCUAAGUCGCGAGCUGCACUCAAGAGGUCAUCUGACCUACAUUCUACUGAUUCUAGACGGUGACAAUCUAAGGCAUGGGUUAAACCGAGACCUCUGUUUCGAAGCAAAGGACCGUGCUGAAAAUAUACGCAGAGUAGGAGAAGUAGCAAAGCUGUUUGCAGAUGCUGGUCUGAUCUGCAUUGCCAGCUUGAUAUCACCCUACAGAAGUGAACGCAGCGCUUGCCGUAAAUUACUGCACAAUUCUGCAUUCUUUGAGGUGUUUUUUAAUGUCUCACUUGAAGUUUGUGAAGCUAGGGAUCCAAAAGGCUUGUACAAGCUUGCCCGUGCAGGAAAAAUCAAAGGGUUUACUGGAAUUGAUGAUCCUUAUGAACCACCUUCUGACUGCGAGAUAGUGAUACAGUGCAAAGCUGGUGACUGCGCCACGCCUAAACCGAUGGCUGAUCAAGUUGUGUCAUAUCUCGAAGCAAAUGAGUUCUUACGGGAUUAG